Saitoella complicata NRRL Y-17804 is the source of this 1631-nucleotide messenger RNA. RefSeq lists its product as uncharacterized. Bases 57 to 1571 code for a protein of 504 amino acids. Gene Ontology annotation, molecular function: ATP binding; metal ion binding. NCBI's taxonomy places the organism in Eukaryota, Fungi, Ascomycota, Saitoellomycetes, Saitoellales, Saitoellaceae. The transcript has 4 exons. The record is from RefSeq and is a predicted model, not a curated record.
CCCCUCCCCAACGACCAAUUCACCGUCAAUUGAGUCUCCAAUCCCGCCUGUCGACAAUGCCUCUCCCACUUCGCCGCAAACCCCCAAUCACUACCCCACCCAACCUCCUCCUCCACCUCAUCAAAAACCUCGGGUUUAUCUCCGCGUCCCUCAUCUUCCUGCCCUUCAGUUUGACGGUCUUGUUUUGGGCCACGGUUUUUAAUUGGGUUUUCUCGGAGGAGAAGGGGAGGGUGAGGGCUGGUGAGAGGAGGAUGACGGUCAUGGUUUCGGGGGGACGGGCGACGAAGGGUUUGGUGCAUAUGAGGGCUUUUGCUAGAGCUGGGCACCGUGUCAUUGCUGUCGAGGAACCCUCGCAAUCCCUCAACGCUGCCAGAUUCUCGAAGUAUGUGGCGGCGUACUAUGCACUCACCGACCCCCUCAAGUCUCAAGAUGCGUACACGAAUCGGCUCGUGGAGAUUGCGCGACGCGAAAAGGUGGACGUGUUCGUCCCCGCAUCUGGUGUGGCUACGACAUUAUGUGACGGACAUGCGAAGCCUGCACUCGAGAAGUUGGGUGUGAGGGUAUUGCAGUUCGAUGCUGACCUUGGCUACAAGUUGGAUAAGAAAGAUGCGUUUAUGGGGUUGUGUCGGGACUUGGGUCUCGAGGUCCCGGAGACUGUGUUGGUGAGGAGCGUGGAGGAUGUUAUGGACUUUUCAUGGGAGAAGAAGAGGGAGGAGGGUAAGAAGUUUUUGUUGAAGUGUGUUGGCGUCGACGAUAAGACGAGGAAUGAUAUGACAUUGUUUCCUUGGGAUGAUUUGGAGGGGAUGAGGGGUUAUGUCAAUACGUUGGGUAUCACGGAUGAGAAUCCGUAUAUCAUUCAGGAGUUUGUGAAGGGGACUGAAUACUGCUGCCAAUCCGUUGCUAUUGACGGUGUCGUCCGUACGUUUUCUUGUUGCGAGAGUAGCGACCUCCUCAUGAACUACGCACACAUCACCCCCGCCUCCGGUCCCUCCGCCUCGAAUGCCCGUCAGAUCGCGAAACAAUGUCUGGACUUCACAACCGAGUUCUGCAAAAAGAUGAACAUCACCGGCCAGAUCUCGUUCGAUUUCAUUGAGAGGGAUGGAAGGGUUUUGCCGAUCGAGUGUAAUCCGAGGACGCAUACUGCGAAUACGUUAUUGGCGAAUCAUCCUGGGUAUGCGCACGCGUAUCUCGCUUCUCCUCUUGCGAAUGCGACGUAUGGGCCAGAGGGCCACCAAGGGCAGUUUAACGGCAACGGCAAUGGCAAUGGCAAUGGCAAUGGGCACGGCAAGGUUUCGUCUUCUCGGCAUUUGUGGCCGAUUCAGCCGUCGCCUGCUGAGCCGCCGACGUACUGGAUUCCGCACGAGAUUUUCGAUGCGAUUCGGUACCUUGAUCCAUUGACGCUCGUCUACCGUCUGAUGCUGGAGAGGGAGGCACAGUGGGAUUGGAGAGAUCCUGUACCGGGAGUGUGGUUGUACCACGUGUACUGGCCGUCGGUGUUGUUGGAGAGUUUGCUGGGAGGAAGGAGGUGGACGAGGAUUAAUGCGAGUACGGGUAAGGUGUUUUGGUGUUAGAUGAGAAAUUAAUGGAGGGAGCCGAAGGAUGUGAGGUUGUGGUACAUGCAUGAUUGAGAU